Vigna umbellata (rice bean) is the source of this 946-nucleotide messenger RNA. RefSeq lists its product as uncharacterized. The record is from RefSeq and is a predicted model, not a curated record. Gene Ontology annotation, biological process: negative regulation of catalytic activity. Gene Ontology annotation, molecular function: enzyme inhibitor activity. Lineage: Eukaryota; Viridiplantae; Streptophyta; Magnoliopsida; Fabales; Fabaceae.
UGAAAAAUUGGAUGGACAGGAGUGUUACUCUCCCACUAUAUAAAUUCUCUCCUAGGUCCAGUGAUAACUCGUCUUGGUGUAAAAGCAUAAAACACCAAGCCGAGAAUAAAAGAAAAAAAACCUCUGACCGUGAUUUCUGAAUAAAAAUGGAUCACUCUGCAAAACUCCUGUGGGUGUUGGGUCUAUGCGUGGCUGUAAUGGCACAGCAGGCAACUGCACUGGACCUAUUGAAAGUAAACCUUAUUGGCGGAAAGGAAACACCAACAGGAAAGACUCUGAUCAACAAGGUAUGUUCAGCGUCCCCAACCAAAGACCUCUGCGUUCAGGUCCUCUCUUCUGAUGCACUAAGCACCACCGCAAACCUCAAAGAAUUGGCAAUCAUUUCCCUCAGGGUUGCUGCCAGAAACGCUUCUGGCAUCCUCGCCGACACCAAAGUUCUCAUCGAUGACGACGAACUUGACCCUGAUGUCCAACAAGGUUUGGCUGAUUGCAAGGAGAACAUCUUGGACGCAGAAAGCCAGCUGGAGGACACCAUUGCUGCCUUGAUGAUCAAUUCUGAUGGUGACGCUCAGCUUUGGCUCAAGGCUGCCUUGGCUGCCAUCGACACCUGUGAUGCUUCCAUCCCCGGAGACGACGACAUUCUCUCCGUUGAGAGCGCCGUCUUCCGCAAGCUCUGCAACAUCGCCAACCUCGUCAUCAAGCAACUCGCUAAUCCAACCAAAUCUUAAAAACCUUCGGCUUUGUGAACCCAUACAUGUAUCAUUUUGUGUAUUACUCUUUUCCUCAUCCGGUGUUUGUCAUUUUUAAACUCAGCAACUGCUCUCCAAGUCUUUUUCUUUCUGUCUUUUGUAAUGUGAGAAAAUGAAGGUUGCUGUGUUUCAGAAGUUACACAAACAACGCGAUGAUAUGUGGUGCAUGCAGGCUGAUUUUCCGUGUGAAUCUUUCA